AUGGGGAGAGAUGAAACAGAGACGUGCAUUUCAGUACCAAGCUUCUUCAGGUGUCCUAUAUCUCUCGACGUGAUGAAAUCUCCCGUUAGUCUCUGCACCGGCGUUACCUACGACCGUGCAAGUAUCCAGAGGUGGCUCGACGGUGGCAACAACACUUGUCCCGCCACUAUGCAGAUUCUCCGAACUAAAGAUUUCGUUCCUAACCUCACUCUUCAACGGCUUAUCAAAACCUGGUCCGACUCCGUCGGCCGUCACGCCGGUGGCUCUCCGCCUCGAGGGAUUUUCACGGUGGAAGAAGUGAAUGAGUCGUUGAAGAGACUGAGUCUCGAGAAGGAUGAUAACAUUCGCUUGGAGAAUCUUUCGAGAAUCGUUAGAUUCGCGAAAGACUCCGACGAGAACAGAGAGUUUCUCUGGAGGGAAAAGAAUUUCGUGACAAUGCUCGUUGAUAUCAUCGCCGCCGUGGACGGCGGAACACGCGCGACGGCGAAGAUUAAGUUAGGUUUGCUGGCGAUUAUGAUUUUGGAUACUAUAAUCAAGGGAAGGAGUGAGAGAGAUCGUGAACGGUUAUGGAAUCUGAUGUUAACGGACGUUGGCCGUUGCUUAACGGCGCUUCUCCUCGCGAUUCAGCGCGGGAAUCUGGAGACUAAAAUCGAGUCCGUUAGGGUCUUGGAGAUGAUCUCUUUCGACGCGAAGUCAAAAGAGAUCAUCUCAGAACGGGAAGGGAUGGUCUCGGAGCUGAUCAAAUCAAUCAGCUCCGAGACGGAUGCUUCUUUGAUGGAAGCGAGUUUAUCAUUCUUAAUCACAAUCUCGACAUCCAAACGAGUGAGAUCGAAGCUAAUAGCUGAGAAAGCGAUCACGAAGAUCAAAGACGUUCUCCUAACGGAGACAACGACCGUUUCCGUGACGGAGAAGGCGCUGAAACUGUUGGAGACGUUGUCUUCAAAGCGGGAAGGUAGAUCGGAGAUUUGCGGCGGAGACGGAGGGAGGUGCGUGGAAGGAGUGGUGAGGAAGCUGUUGAAAGUCUCGACGACGGCGACGGAGCACGCGGUGACGAUUUUGUGGUGUUUAUGCUAUGUGUUUAGGGAGGAUAAGAAGGCGGAGGAGACUGUGGUGAGAUGUAACGGCGUUACGAAGUUGUUGGUGGUGAUUCAGAGUAGCUGCUCGUUGAUGGUGAGACAGAUGGCGAAAGAUUUGAUAAAGGUUUUGAAAGUGAAUACAUCUGCGUCUGCUUUGUCUGCGUACGAGACGAACACUACUCAUAUUACGCCGUUUUGAUUUUUUACUGUUAAAAGGAUAUAUAAAUGUUAGUAUUAAAGUAUUUUCAACGUAGAUAAUGUAAAAUCAUAAGAUUAUUUUUGCUAGUGUGAUCAAUUUUGCUAAUAUACAAGAAAAUUCUUAAUUUGUUAUUUUCAGAACACUGUUUUCUAACAGUAAAAAUGGUUAAAAGAUCAUUUUUUGUGUUAUAUUUUGUAUCAUACUUAAAAAAAAAAGUAAUUCGAAGAGGCAUAAUUUUAUCAGAUUUUAAAAUUAGUAUAUGAUAAUAUUGUAAAUUUUGUAACUAGACUAGAUUAGCUGAGGCGGUAUAUGAAAUUAUAUUGGCUAAAAC
Eruca vesicaria subsp. sativa (arugula) is the source of this 1606-nucleotide messenger RNA. NCBI's taxonomy places the organism in Eukaryota, Viridiplantae, Streptophyta, Magnoliopsida, Brassicales, Brassicaceae. The record is from the annotation of a GenBank genome assembly.